AAAAUAUAAUAAGCCUGAAUGCAUAGUGUGUUGUGGGAGAGAGCAGGAUGUGGGACUGUUUCUGUGAAGAAAGCAUGUAUACAAGUUAGUCAAAUUAUUGUGUUAUUUACAUCCUAAAAAUGAAAACUUCAUUUUCGGAUUUUUCAGAUUGGCAUCCUACUAAUUUGACCCUUAGUGAUGAGACUUGUCAGAGAUCCAAGAAUCUGAAAGUUGAUGAUAAAUGUCCAUCUGUAUCACCAUCAAUGCCUGAAAAUCAGUCAGUAACCAAAGAACUGGGACAGAUGAACUUAACAGAAUGAGAAAAGAUGGACACUGGAGUUGUACUUCUCUCAGGGAAUGAUACUCUCCAUGACCUGUGCCAAUCACAGCUACCAGAAAACAAAGAGAGCAAAGAAGAACAAGACUCGGAGCUGACAUCAGAGGAAGAGCAAGAAAGACUUAAAGGGUGCGAAAAUAAGCAGCCACAGAAAACGUCUCAAGAACCAGAAAUGGCUAAGGAUUGUGAUAGAGAGGAUAUACCUAUAUAUCCAGUACUUCCUCAUGUGCAAAAAUCUGAGGAAAUGUGGAUUGAACAAGGCAAAUUAGAGUGGAAAAACCAAUUAAAACUCAUCAUAAAUGAGUUAAAGCAGAGGUUUGGUGAAAUUUAUGAAAAAUACAAAAUUCCGGCUUGUCCUGAGGAAGAGCCACUACUUGAUAACUCUACAAGAGGAACAGAUGUAAAGGAUAUUCCCUUUAAUUUGACAAAUAACAUACCUGGUUGUGAGGAAGAAGAUGCAUCUGAAAUAUCUGUCUCAGUGGUAUUUGAGACAUUUCCUGAACAAAAAGAACCCAGUCUCAAAAAUAUCAUCCAUCCAUACUAUCAUCCAUACUCUGGGUCCCAAGAACAUGUUUGCCAGUCAUCUUCUAAGCUUCAUUUACAUGAAAAUAAAUUAGACUGUGACAAUGAUAACAAACCAGGCAUUGGACAUAUUUUUAGUACAGAUAAGAACUUUCAUAAUGAUGCAAGCACUAAGAAAGCAAGGAACCCAGAAGUGGUUACGGUUGAAAUGAAAGAAGACCAAGAGUUUGAUUUGCAAAUGACAAAAAAUAUGAACCAAAAUAGUGACAGUGGCAGUACAAAUAACUAUAAAAGCCUGAAACCUAAAUUAGAAAAUCUGAGUUCUUUACCACCAGAUUCUGACAGAACAUCAGAAGUAUAUCUACAUGAAGAAUUACAGCAAGACAUGCAAAAGUUUAAGAAUGAGGUCAACACAUUGGAAGAAGAGUUCCUGGCUUUGAAGAAAGAAAAUGUUCAACUUCAUAAAGAGGUUGAAGAAGAAAUGGAGAAGCACAGAAGUAAUAGCACAGAAUUAUCAGGAACCCUAACUGAUGGUACUACUGUUGGCAAUGAUGAUGAUGGACUAAAUCAGCAGAUUCCUAGGAAGGAAAAUGGAGAGCAUGACAGUGUCUCCAGGAGCCCAGCAGGAUAUACCGCGGUUUCCAAUCUGCGAAAGGAGGACCGCCAAGCCAGAAAUGCCAAGCCAAGCGAUCACUGCCACGCCAAGCCAAACGACCACCGCCAAGCCAAGCAGCCACCGCAAAGCCUCGCGGGUAAGGCCAAGCCAAUCCGUUACAGACCAGUGCACCUGCCCACCUGUGACGUCACGGAACCUGUGACUUCACUGCAACUGCCACUCCAGCCUCCCAGAAAAAGACUCCUUGGCCUGCAGGUGGCGCUGCAGCUCCAGCCUCCCAGAAAAAGACUCCUUGGCCUGCAGGUGGCGCUGCGGCUCCAGCCUCCCAGAAAAAGACUCCUUGGCCUGCAGGUGGCGCUGCAGCUCCAGCGCCAACCUGGGCUGGCUGGUCCUCCCUCGGAGGUUUCGGGGUGGCGGCACCCAGCCUGCCUGUCAUGAGUGCCGCUUCACAGCGCCGCCGGCGCACCUGCUCCUAGGCUUGCUCGGUUCAGGGGUACGGGCCAGUUCCGCCCCCGGCUUGGCCACUGCAGCGAAGUUGCCCUAGGGUCCGCGCUGCCAGGACGCAAGCGGAGUCUGAUGGCUGGGUCAGAGCGGCCUGUCAGCCUGGCUGGAAGGGCCUGCCCAACGCCGCUGCCCGCCCAGCUCCUACUCGGCCUGCGCCCGGAGCCAGGGACCAGCUCUGGGCAUUCUGCUGCCUUAGGAUGGGGCCGAGCAGCCGCUCCCCGCCCUGUGCCGCAGCCGCUGCGUGCAUCUGCCCAGGGUCCGUGCAGCUGGCGACCCGGGCGGGUCGGGGAAUGCCUGGUGCCACCGGGAUUGCUCGCCUCUAGUUCCACUUUUAGUUUUGUCUGAGAAAAUAUAUAUUAUACACAUUUGGUUUUUCUAAAUUUUGUAUAAAGUUAUGGGGCACAAUUGUAAUUUUGUUACACGGAUAUUUUGCUGCAUGGGGUGAAGCCUGGGCUUUUUGAAUAUCCAUCACUGGAAUAACAUGCAUUGUACCCAUUAGUAAUUUUGCAUCUUGCACCCCCAACCCUUCCAAGUCUCCAUGUUUUCACACUCUACGUCCAUGUGUACACAUUAUUUAGCUCCCACUUAUGAGAAUGUGGGGUGUUUGUCUUUCUGUGUCUGAGUUGUUUCAUUUAAGGUAACGGCCUCCAGUUCCAUCCAAGU
Pan troglodytes (chimpanzee) is the source of this 2621-nucleotide messenger RNA. Its product is annotated as putative coiled-coil domain-containing protein 144B. The transcript is spliced from 5 exons. The record is from RefSeq and is a predicted model, not a curated record. Bases 306 to 1892 code for a protein of 528 amino acids. Lineage: Eukaryota; Metazoa; Chordata; Mammalia; Primates; Hominidae.